Messenger RNA from Rodentolepis nana, 531 nucleotides. The record is from the annotation of a GenBank genome assembly. Lineage: Eukaryota; Metazoa; Platyhelminthes; Cestoda; Cyclophyllidea; Hymenolepididae.
UUGUCAUUCCGAAUUCUAUGGACUUGCUUUCUCACCUAUAGUCGUGAUCACCGUCGAUACCUCGAUCGGCUUAACAAAGCGGAGCGUCAAAAGCGUCGCAAUGAAGAGCUCAAAAAAGUCCACCAGAUUAUUGAUCUCGCCCGUUCUCUCGACCCUCGAAUCAUAGCUGCUGAAAAAGCUGCGAAAGACGCCAAAGAGGCCCGCAAACGUGCACGCCUUGAAGCCAUCCAACGACGAAAGGAUGAGGAAGAAGCUCGCGCUCAAGCGGAGGCCGCAGCAGCAGAGGCAGCCAUGGCGGCAGAUGCCGAGCGUCAACGUCUGGAAGCGGAGGCGCAGAAAAAGGAGAGGGAGCAGGCGAAGGCGCAGGCCAAGAAGGAAAAGAAGAGGCUAAAGAAUAUCUGCAUCAAUUGCUACGACCACUUUAUCGCUCCGGCUGUGAAUGAAAAUUCCUCCUUGGCUGCAGACGCUGUAAAGGUGCAAACUCUACAAGAUAUUGACCUUAUUUGCCAUGCGCUUUCUACUUUGGAGUGA